This is a messenger RNA of Lactuca virosa, 684 nucleotides long. The record is from the annotation of a GenBank genome assembly. NCBI's taxonomy places the organism in Eukaryota, Viridiplantae, Streptophyta, Magnoliopsida, Asterales, Asteraceae.
AUGACUAUGGUGUUUCUACUAGGGUAUUGUCAAAGGGCUCAAUGUGAAAAAUUACCUACUGGUUUUACCCAUAAGUUAACAGCAGCAAGAAGAAACUUAGCUUUAUUUCAACAUCAUGAUGGGGUCACUGGAACUGCUAAAGAUCAUGUGGUUCAAGAUUAUGGUAUGCGUAUGCAUACUUCUUUACAAGAUCUUCAAAUCUUUAUGUCCAAAGCUAUUGAGGUUCUUUUAGGGAUCCAUCAUGAUAAAAACGAUCAAAACCCGUCUCGGUUCGAGCCCGCUUUGAUCCGGUCCAAAUUUGAUGCGCAACCGGUGCACCGACCGGUUAGUGCUAAUCAAGGAACCGUGCAAACCGUGGUCCUUUUUAAUCCGAUUGAACAAACGAGAAACGAGGUUGUUAUGUUUGUUGUUGAAAGACCCGAUGUGACUAUUUUGGACUCGAAUUGGACGUGUGUGAAAAGUCAAAUAUCUCCUGAAUUGCAGCAUAAUAAAAUCAAAAUGUUUACUGGAAGACAUAGAGUGUUUUGGAGAGCUUCGAUUCCUGCCAUGGGGUUACAAACGUAUUACAUCGCGAAUGGUUUUGUCGGAUGCGAGAAGGCCAAACCAGCAAAAUUAAAAAAUUUCUUCCAAUUUCCGACACACCCCUUGUCUUGCGCCUUAUACCUGCUCAAAGGUGGAGGGUGA